This is a messenger RNA of Pseudogymnoascus verrucosus, 1995 nucleotides long. RefSeq lists its product as uncharacterized. The transcript has 3 exons. Gene Ontology annotation, biological process: xenobiotic detoxification by transmembrane export across the plasma membrane. The coding region runs from base 1 to 1995 and encodes 664 amino acids. The record is from RefSeq and is a predicted model, not a curated record. Gene Ontology annotation, cellular component: membrane. NCBI's taxonomy places the organism in Eukaryota, Fungi, Ascomycota, Leotiomycetes, Thelebolales, Thelebolaceae. Gene Ontology annotation, molecular function: antiporter activity; xenobiotic transmembrane transporter activity.
AUGAGUAGAAACACGGGGAGCUCAUCACGGCCCAUUGCUGGUACAUCAAGCCAACGCAGUGGUUCUGCUGGCCACUCGCACUUUGGCAGCUCGUUUCGAUCAGGUUCGCCACUGGCACAGGAGUCAAUCGCUCGAGAUAUCGCGGAGAGCUCCGGCGGUGACGAUGCCGCCAGCAUAGACUCGUGCGGGGAUGGCGAGGGCUCCGACAACGAGUCCGAGGCCUCCACACUUCGCCCAACUCACCAGAUGUCAGGCUCCUAUAGGCGGCCUAGCUUCGUUGCUUUUGGAGGAGGAAACAGGCCCGCUAUAGCCCCACAGCAUCCGGAAAUCGAUCAUCUCAGCAAGAGAGAAAUUGCGCAGGCAAGGAAGGAAGAAGAGAGCCUGCUGCGAGACAAUCAUCUCGCGCCUCCAAAGCACCCACGGUCAAAGGAUGAAGCGUUACCAUCUAGGAUAUAUCGUAGCAUAUUCAGUACGAAAGUACCAAGAGCCAGAGGUGACGACGAGGCCCCUGAGGCACUCGCUCCCGGCUUCACAGCCCAGCCAAGUGAAACCUCUCCUUUGCUCUCACAUGGUGCGCCCGAGUCGGCUAGGGAUAUCCACGAGAGGUUGAAUAGGCUAUGGGAGGAUGCAGUUCGCGAAGGAAAGAUUGAGACGACAUGGCAGCGAGAAGCAAAGACGCUGGCGCAAUAUUCGGCCCCUCUGAUUAUUACAUUCCUCUUGCAGUACUCCCUGACGGUGGCGAGUAUCUUUACUGUUGGACACAUUGGGAAGAUCGAGUUGGGAGCUGUCUCUCUGGCUUCCAUGUCGGCAAAUAUCACUGGUUAUGCCAUUUUUCAGGGACUGGCAACCAGUUUGGAUACGCUAUGUGCCCAGGCAUACGGUUCUGGGCGCAAGCACCUAGUCGGUCUUCAAUGCCAACGAAUGGUACUAUUUCUAUGGUCUCUCUCCAUUCCAAUUGGGAUUUUUUGGCUUUUUUCAAACCGAAUUCUUGAAGCCAUAGUCCCGGAGAAGGAAUCAGCAGACCUAGCUGGCCUAUACCUCCGCGUCCUAAUUUUUGGGCUCCCAGGGUAUGCGCUCUUCGAGAGCGGCAAGCGUUUCGUCCAGGCGCAAGGUCUUUUCAGCGCGACGACAUAUGUCCUCCUUAUCGCAGCGCCAUUGAACGCCUUUAUGAACUGGCUCUUCGUCUGGCGCUUCGAAUGGGGCUACAUUGGCGCCCCAAUCGCCGUUGUAGUGACCCAUAAUUUGCUGCCCAUCCUCCUUUUUCUCUACGUGUACUUCAUCGACGGCCACCAAUGUUGGAAUGGCUUCAACCACCGCGCCCUUAGCAACUGGGGCCCAAUGGUGAAGCUCGCUCUGCCAGGUCUCGUUAUGGUCGAAGCCGAAUUCCUUGCUUUCGAGGCCCUCGUCCUGGCAUCCAGCUACUUCGGCACCACGCAUCUCGCUGCGCAAUCGGUCCUCGGAACCGUCAGCGCAAUCACCUUCCAGAUCCCGUUCCCCCUAUCAAUCGCCGCCUCGACGCGUGUUGCGAACCUCAUCGGCGCCACAUUGUCGAGCGCUGCACGCACCUCAGCCAAGGUGGCCAUCUACGGCGCCGUCCUCGUCGGCCUCUUCAACGUCAUCUUGCUCUCGACUCUGCGCCACCACAUUCCCCAGCUCUUCACCGACGACCCGGAGGUUAUCGAGCUCGUCGCGCGUGUCCUACCUAUCUGCGCGGCGUUCCAGCUCUUUGAUGCGCUUGCCGCUCUGUCGAAUGGGCUCUUGCGUGGCCUGGGGAGGCAGGAGAUAGGCGGCUAUAUCAACUUAUUCUGUUACUACGUUAUCGCGCUCCCGAUUUCGUUCGGGACGGGGUUUGGCCUUGAUUGGAAGUUGGAGGGGCUGUGGGGCGGUGUUGCGGUGGGGCUGGGGUUGGUGGCAGCGGGUGAGGGGUUCUUCCUCGCUACGACGGAUUGGGAUCGGGCGGUUGAGGCUGCGGCGCAUAGGAAUGCGCAUGCGUGA